Molecule: messenger RNA, 9038 nt
Organism: Astyanax mexicanus (Mexican tetra)
Lineage: Eukaryota; Metazoa; Chordata; Actinopteri; Characiformes; Acestrorhamphidae
Gene: tulp4b
Product: TUB like protein 4b
Exons: 16
Coding region: 1238-6808 (1856 amino acids)
Molecular function (GO): protein binding
Source: RefSeq, a predicted model, not a curated record
AUUUGCUGACCUCGAUUAUUGCCUAUUAUGUUUUUUUCUUUACUUGGAGGGGGGGCAUUAAUGUGAUAAAGCAAAAUUAUCAACUUCUAUUUUAUUUAUAUUUUAUUUAUUGAAGUUUGUUUUUAUUUCUGAUUCCAAUUGCAUUGUCUAAAAUUUCACAAUAAUUAAAAACAUCAUUACUCUUUAAAAUGUCUAACUGUAUUAAUAUGCUAUUAUUAUUAUUAUUAUUAUUAUUAUUAUUAUUAUUAUUAUUACUAUACAAGUGGCCUAAAACGGUCUCAAAACCAUCAAAAUAUAUAUAUUUUUUAGAAAUUAGUUAUUAAGACAGGCUUAGUAGCUGCAUAACCUGUUUUGUGCCCAUGUAGUUUAGAUUAAUGUAAUAAUUAGAUGAAACCUUUUGCUAAAUGCUAUUCAAUAAAAUCGUGAAAUAAAACACUGGCGUUGACGAUUAUUUGUAAUAUUUAAAAAUACAGGGUGGAAACGGUAAUAAAUCCGUUUGAUCUCAGCCAUUUUCGCUGAUGCUUCUCUGCCCGGUUUGGAAGAAGAGGAGCUGGAGGCUCGUACCAUCUGUGAACGUGCAGCUGCUCAUUAAAAAAAACGAACAAACAUCAUGUCCGACCUUUCUCUCCGUGUUCCUGCCUGGGCUAUCUUACUAGUUUGGGGACGAGGUAAGAGAACGGGAAGAUGUCAGCUGUUAUCUGCGCGGCUCCCCCGCGCAUUGCAGCGCUGACCCUCUGCCGGACCCCUCUGGAUGGGCUUGCCCGUCACGUGGUCUCUCCGGAGCGCUCCGUCAAAGCUCGGGUUGCCUUGACAGGACCCGAAAUCCCGCACAGAGGUUGUUUUUUUUUUGGUGCUAGCCUGCUUCGUCCCUCGGCCAUUAGCUAACCUAGCUAUUUGUGUCCCUUGGAGGCUUUAAUCCAUGCUGGGCACUUGGCAACCAUUUAGACGCAUUGAGAGCGACUUGGAAAAGAAAACAUGGACUGUUAAAUCUUGGGAUAAAUUAUAUUUUUAAAGACUGUCUUUUUGCUUCCCAGAGGCCAUCCCUGGCAUUGUUCACACAAGAAAAAUAAAUCAUGUUGCUGAUGACAUAGAUGCAGAGUAUAAUGGCCUGAUAUCCUGUAAUAAUACUUACAAAUACAGCUCUGCAAAUAAGUGUAGACUCCUCAGGUGCUGCUACACAUUUCUUGAAACUGCAACAAAAUGGAAAACUCCUUCAGAAACAAAAUUCCAUCUAAUAAUGUCCAGGGACUAUGAAGAGCCUGGUCACUCAGUAGGGAUGUUGGCUGCGGUGGAACAUGGUCCUGUCCUCUGCAGUGACUCCAACAUCCUCUGCCUCUCAUGGAAAGGAAGAGUUCCUAAGAGUGAGAAGGAAAAGCCGGUGUGCAGGAGGCGCUACUACGAGGAAGGAUGGCUGGCCACCGGAAAUGCAAGGGGUGUAGUUGGUGUGACAUUUACCUCCAGUCACUGCAGGAGGGACAGGAAUACUCCACAGAGGAUUAAUUUUAAUUUAAGGGGGCACAACAGCGAGGUUGUUCUUGUUCGCUGGAAUGAGCCGUUUCAGAAGCUUGCUACUUGUGAUAUGGAAGGGGGGAUUUUUGUUUGGAUACAGUAUGAAGGGCGAUGGUCCGUGGAGCUGGUUAAUGAUCGAGGCGCCCAGGUAAGUGAUUUUACCUGGUCCCAUGAUGGUACUCAGGCUCUGAUUGCCUACAGAGAUGGCUUCGUCUUGGUGGGCUCAGUCAGUGGUCAGAGACACUGGUCAUCUGAGAUCAACCUGGAGAGCCAAAUCACCUGUGGAAUCUGGACUCCUGAUGACCAGCAGGUGUUGUUUGGAACAGCAGAUGGUCAGGUGAUUGUAAUGGACUGCCAUGGUCGUAUGCUUGCUCAUGUCCUGCUGCAUGAAUCAGAUGGCAUUGUCGGCAUGUCCUGGAACUGCCCUGACUUCCUGGUGGAAGACAGCACUGAGAGUGAUACAGACACUGACGAAAAUGCCCAGAGUCAAGGGCGUAAUGUGAAGCCACUUCUCACAGUAAGCUUCAUUUCUGGAGACAUUAGUCUAAUGAACAAUUAUGAUGACCUUUCGCCUCACGUAAUCCGCUCAGGACUGAAAGAUGUGGAGGUGCAGUGGUGCUCUCAGGGAGACUUGUUAGCUGUUGCUGGAAUGGAGAGACACGGGCUCCCUUCGGAGUCAGCCUGCGCCUCCAUAAUGAGAAAUGCCCUCGUCAAGUUCUACAAUGUUCAAGGAGAACAUAUAUACACUUUGGAAACCCCUGCACAGAGGCCUAUCACCACUAUCUGCUGGGGUCACCGAGACUCGCGUCUGUUCCUGGCGUGUGGACCAGCACUAUAUGUUGUGCGUGUAGAGCACAGGGUGGCUAGCCUCCAGCUGCUGUGUCAGCAGGGCAUAGCCAGUGCCCUGAGGGAAGAGAGAGAUGUGGGUAAACUGAACAUGCCCUCCCUCCUCUGUUCCUACGUUACCAGUGCAUUCAUCCCAACUAUCAAGCCUCCCAUUCCUGAUCCAAACAACAUCCGCGACUUUGUCAGCUACCCCACAGCGGGGAAUGAGAGAUUGCACUGCACAAUGAAGCGAGCAGAAGAUAAUCCAGAGGCUGGAGGGCCAUGCUACACCCUCUAUCUGGAGCACCUGGGAGGCCUGGUGCCUAUCCUCAAAGGUCGUCGAAUCAGCAAAUUACGUCCAGAGUUUGUUAUAAUGGACCCCAAAAUGGACAGCAAAACAGAUGAAGUUUGCGUGAAUGGGAUGAUAUCCUACAUGACCGACAGCUGCAACUGCUCUGACUCUAGUGAUAUUGAGUUGAGUGAUGAGUGGGUUGGAAGGAAGUCGCCAAAGCUUUCCAGGGGAAACAGGUCCCCUAAACUUCCCAGAAUCAAUAUGGAAUCAAGAAAGUCUCCCAAACUUGCCCAAACAUCUCAAGAAAUGUCCAGGUCUCCACGAUUACCAAAGAAACCUACCAUACGGUCUCCAAGUCUCACUCGCAGGGAGUUUCCAAUAGAUGGAAUGAAUGAGCAUAACUAUCUGGCUCAAGUCACCUCUAACAUUUGGGGCACAAAGUUUAAGAUUGUGGGACUUGCCUCCUUUUUGCCAGCAAAUUUGGGAGCAGUCAUAUAUAAAACCAGUUUGUUGCACUUGCAACCACGCCAGAUGACAAUCUAUCUACCAGAGGUCCGUAAAAUUUCACCAGACUUUAUGAGUCUACCAGUCUUCAAUCCUAAUGUGUUCAGUGAAGACGAAGAUGAUUUACCAGUGAUGGGACCCUCAGGGGUGUCUGCUGAUAAUCCUCCCUGCACAGUUAAUAUUCCGAUCGCUCCAAUACAUAGUCCUGCUCAAGCAAUGUCACCCACACAGAGCAUAGGACUCGUCCAGUCUCUCUUGGCAAAUCAGAAUAUUCAGCUUGAUGUCUUGACCAACCCCACGGCCACAGCAGCUGCAGCUGCUGCGGCGGCAGCUGCCAAUGUAACAGUUCCUGAUCAUACACCAGACAACAUGACUGCACAGUACACUGUACCAACAAGAUACUCCAGUCCUGGACAAGUCAUUUUUAGUGGCCUAGAAAUGGGCAACCUUUUGAGUGGGACACUUCCUCCUCCACCACACCAUUUGCCACCACAACCGCAUCAGCAGCGCCAGCAGCAACAGGAAGACCAUCAUCAAACAUCUAAACAUCAGGCUCAAACACAACAGCAGCAUCUGAAGCUGCAGCAGCACCAACAAGCACAGCAGCAGCACCAACAACCACUGCAGCAGCAUCAACAGCACAUGCAGCACCAACAGCAGCUGCAAACACAGCAUCAUCAACAAAUGCAGCAGCACAUACAACAACAGCAACAGCAGCAGUUGCAGCAGCAGCAGUUGCAGCAGCAGCAGUUGCAACAGCAGCAGUUGCAGCAUCAUCAGCUGCAACAGCAGCAGAUGCAGCAGCACCAUCACCAACUGCAGCAGCAGCAGCAACAACUGCAACAGCAACAACAACAACUGCAGCAGCAUCAUCAGCAAAUGCAACAACAGCAACUGCAACAGCAAGUCCAACAGCAUCAGCAGGUGCAGCAGCAACAUCAGCAGCAAAUCCAGCAGCAGCACCAUCAGAUGCAGCUCCAACAUGAGCAGAUGCAACAGCAGCAGCAACAGAUUCGCCAACAAAUUCAAGAGAUGAGGCAGCAGCAGCAACAGCUUCAGCAGCAGCAUCAACAAAUACAACAGCAGCAUCAGCAGAUGCAAAGGCAGCAUCAACAAAUGCAGCAGCAGCUCAAGAUGCAGAUAUCAUUGCCACCUCCUCCAACAGCAUACACCCCCAUUUCCAUGCAUCAGCUCCAGAUGAUGCCCCAGAUUCCUCACCCAGACCAACCCCCAGACAGAGUAGAGCAAACACACACUCUGAAGGUCCCUUCCAGGCCACAGUCGUUUAUUGAAAAUGACACGUCUCUUGAGAUUCAGAUGCGUAAAAUGAAUCCUCCACCACCUUACCCAGGGACAGUGGUGUCUGCAGCUGCUGCUGUUCCUCCGACAGUUCCCCCUCCAGUCCUCAUCACUACCAGUGAGAAUGCUAACACACUGUCACCGGACUCAUGCUUAACUAAGGACGAGUUCUCGCUUCAUCCAGUGGGCCUCCAGUACCCGACUCCUUUGGGUUAUGAAAGGAUUACAACUUUUGACAGCAGUGGAAAUGUAGAGGAGGUGUGUCGGCCAAGGAGACGUCUCAUACGGAACCAGAAUGCUUAUGGCAUUCAAGGAAUGGGUAGUUCAGCUACGCUGAAAGUCACUUCAUCGGAAAACAAGAAGGUCCAGCUUCCCUAUAGCUCGGCAACCCUGAGCCGCCUUUCCUUGCCUCGAUACUCUAUACCAAGUGGAGAUCCACCACCAUACCCUGAGCCUCCUAACCAGAUCAAUGUCAUUAGGAGUCCUACCCAAAGGAUUGACAGCAGUCUUAUCCAUGCAACUCUGCGACGGGAUCGCAGAGAAAAUGCUCUGAAGAUUUCUCAAAUGGUAGAUUCGGUGAGGACUUUACCAACCAAAUCUAAGGUUAAUAGCGCACUUGCACUUUCUUACCAACCCAGGAUCCCCACUGCGUUGUACACUUGCACUCAGUGCAGCAGUAACAGCAGCAGCACUAGUGUAAGUGUUAGCGGUGGUGGGACCAACAGCAGUGGCAUUGCAGGUGGAACUGUAGUGCGGCAGGACUUUCCCCCUGGCAAAGGGGCCCAACACAGUACUAUAAUUGUGCACUCCAAAAGUGCUUCACCUCUGGCGUCACAGUCUUCAUACAACUUGCUGAGUCCAGUUGAGAACAGUCGAGAUAGGACUGUGUACAUCAACUCUGCCUUCACUGAAGACGAGACACUAAACCAGCAGUGCCAUUUGGAAAAAUCAGUGCGCCACUUAACUCUUGGAGAUGUAAAUUUAACAGUGAAACGCCCACCACCCUACCAGUGGGACUCCCCUUCCUCAGACCAAAUGUGGAUGCCCCAGGAUCAAAAUAUGCUUACUAGUCCCCCAGGACCUCACAAACCACCUCCACUUUUACUCAGCCAAGCACAACAUUUAGACAUUACCCGAAUGCCUUUUCUUCUCUCAACAAAGCCUCCCUCCAGUCCUAGCACUAUGACCCUGCCAUCACCUUAUCAGAUUUCUCUUUCACCCUUUCCACCUGGCAUGGGACAUGGUGGCCCUCAGCUCCAAUCUCUGCAAAGUCCUCAACAAGCAUGCGGGACAAGUGACAUGGUAACAUCAGUUCCAUUUAAUCAGCAGGAUCCAACUCUGGUUUUGCCCCCAGGUUAUGCAAAUAAUAUGGCCAAUCUAGCUUGUUGUCCACUGCCACCCAUGUAUCCUGGUGCCAGCUCAUGCACCAACCUUCAGCUGCAUCCAGUGGCCUUACAUCCCUGGAGUACGUACAGUGCUUGCCCUCCCAUGCAUGACCACUCAGCAACUUUACCAAGUAAGAUGCACCAGGGUUUGGAGAAGCCUGUUCUUUCACCUCCUCCGCCACCUCCCCCACCACCUCCCCCACCUCCUCCUCCGCCACUACCUCCUCCUCCUCCACCUGCUGAGCUCAUGAACCAUCAAAGCACCUCAGAGGUGCUAGCGGACUCUGGUGAGAGUUUUCAGGAACAGUCCUCGCUUAAUGAGAGUCCAGUACCGCAGGGGGCCGACAGGUUCAGCAAAAAGAGUCGAAAGAGACUCGACAGCAGGGCGGAGGAGGCAAACAUGUCCAGCGUUUCUGAGAGCAAAUCUAAAAAGGAAGGCCGUGCACUGUCUGACUUUAAUUCUCUCAUCUCCAGCCCAAGGCUUGGGGUCAGAGAGAAGAAGAAGCCUAAGGGCCAGAAGGAACAGCUGAACAAGGCCAAAAAGUUGAGCAGGACCACAAACGAGUUCCAGGACAGCUCAGAAAGUGAGCCUGAACUUUUCAUUAGUGGUGAUGAACUCAUGAAUCAAAGCCAGAGCAGCAAGAAGGGCUGGAAGAGUAAACGCAGCCUGCGCACAGCAAACGAACUGGAGGAGAUUAAGUGCCGCAAGGCAAACGAGAGAGAAGAUCGGGGCCUUGGCAGCCAGGGCUUUGUGUAUGUCAUGGCUAACAAACAGCCCUUGUGGAAUGAAGCCACCCAAGUCUACCAGCUUGACUUUGGAGGUAGAGUAACGCAGGAGUCGGCCAAAAACUUUCAGAUAGAGCUGGAUGGACGACAGGUGAUGCAGUUUGGCAGAAUUGAUGGUAAUGCAUACAUCCUAGAUUUUCAGUACCCAUUCUCAGCAGUGCAAGCAUUUGCUGUCGCCUUGGCCAAUGUGACUCAGAGGCUUAAAUAAGGGACAGUUCUAGCCAUCUUGUCAAGACAGCACAGUUAAUGUUUGCUGAUUGUCCAUUGUGAAAAAGAAUGUGCAAGGCUCUGUGUUGCCAUAAUAUGGUAGCUACUGCUUGUGUUGUGCUGGGAGGGAACAUGCAGGAAACAGUCAGAAGGAACUUGACGUAGUUUGUUUUGGAGGGUUUAAGAACAGAUAUGGUCAAAACACCCAUAUAUUAGUCCUUUUUUUAAACUCACAUUUGAGGACAAAAUAGCAAGUUAAAAUGUUGGAAGACUUCAUGUGGGAGAAAAAAGUAAUUGAAUGAAAAUUUAGAACUAGUACAGAUCAGUUGCUAGUUAUGAUUUUUUUUUGUUGUUUUCUUUUAGUGUGUAUCUGUACAUGUUUCAUAACAUUGAUAUACAGUAUGAAAGGCUAAAUAAAGUGAUGUGCAUGCAAGAUGAAUACCAGUUUUGGGAUUCCCCUGAGGAUCUUUACUGUAGGUUGUUUUCCAAGUGUGAACUGUAUUAUGAAUUUGACACAUUAUUUAUCAUUGUCUACAAAGGGGAUGAUGCCAUGAGUGAAAAUACAUUUAAAAUUAUUGUGAUUUUGUCUAUUGCUGAGGUGCCUAACAGUGCUCUUGGGGAUCGACUCAUCCUGCAGAGCUUAGUUCCAUUCCUAGAACUGCUUAAUCUACUUAAUCAAACAAGUCAGGAAGCUGCGAGUGUUAGAGGUGAGUGUUGUGACGUUAGGGUUGGAAUGGACCCAUGUAGGAUGAUGGAUCUCACUGAGCAAUGUUGGGCAGCCCUAUGAAGUGUAGUCAUACAUCCACCAUUACUAACAUACAUUUAAAUGUGCCAUUACAUCCACUGUUUCCAUAGUUCAUAUGUGUCUUACAUUUUUAUACUAAAUAUGUCUCAUCUUUGCUGUGUUCUUAGCACUGUGUUAUAGUAGCAGUUUUCCCUGUAGAACUAUGUAGAUUUUUGAAGGGGGUUUCGAAUAAUAUCAUUACAGUCACUGUAAAGUAUAGGUUUAAAAUACUACCACCAGGUCAAUAAAUAUUACUACAUGCUAUAGAAAUGUAUGCUUAUUUAGUAUUUGGUUUUUGAACAAUAUGUUCACAAUGACACUAAUACGAAAUGCGUAGAAGUAUGCAUUUUUACAAGAUAAUUCUAAUUUGAACUAUAUUCAGAAUGAGUAUGAUUCAUUUGGCUGUGCAAUUUAUUAUGAACAAGACCUGAAGUACUUAGACCUGGAUAGAGGUACUGUUUAAAAUGUGGUCAUAAAAAAAAUAGGUUGGAUACAGAUUUUGAGGGACACGCCGAUGGGAAUUUGGGGCUGAUGCCGAUAUUCAACAUUUUUGAUGUAUCGCCAUAGGCAGAUAAACAUUUAUAAAAUGUUUAAAAUAAAAUUUGGACUACAUUUGGCGAAAAGUAACAUUUAUUUCUGUAGGAUUACAGAUGCAGUAAUUAUAAAAAAAAAAUCAGAUAUUUUAGUACUGUAGGACAAUAGGUCACCUAAACAUUCUGCUCUGCCUGAGUGCAAUAAAUACAUCAUCAUCAUACAGUAUACUGGUUCGAAAUAUCAGUCAAACAUCAGUCGAAACAUCUCUCAGAUGCCGAUCAUCUUUUAAUGCAAACAUCCGUCUGCCAAUACUGAUAUGAUUCUGAUGUUGCGCAUCCCUCCAUUUAUUUUCUUAUUACAUUCUUAAAUGAGAUUAAAUGUAAUCUUUAAUAUUCUUUUUUUUUUUUCAUUACACUUUGUAGAAAGAAAACUUGCCUACUUAUCUAUUUGACCAGAUUUAUUUUUUAAUUUAUUUGUUAAUAGGGCAACUUUCAGGCCACCUAUUGAGAAUAUGUUACACUGGCAAUUCUUUUAGUCUGGUUCUAGGUUAUUCCUUGUCUGUUUAUUAUAAUCAGUAAGUAAAAAUGAGUAUACAUGUUUGUUGUUUUGUUUAUUUAGCAAUUACGGAUAUUUACAACCUUAUUCAAUUUGUUCUGUUUUGUUCAUUUUUCUAUUUCUGGUGUAAGCUGAACAUUUGCUGAGAGAUACUGUGUUGACAGAAGAUGGCUGAUACAAGCAUUCUCUUGUUCUUGGUGUUGUAUAUGCUUUGAUGAUUUGCAAAUGCAGCGAUUUCUAAUUCUAUUCUUCUGGAUUAUUCAGGCCCAGUUUGAAUUGUGUGGAAUGUGAGGCUUUAACUGUGCUAUUGCUUUAUUAUUGUAAUGUACAAUAAACCAUGAUAAGCUUGUCAUAUUAA